Molecule: messenger RNA, 714 nt
Organism: Entrophospora sp. SA101
Lineage: Eukaryota; Fungi; Glomeromycota; Glomeromycetes; Entrophosporales; Entrophosporaceae
Source: the annotation of a GenBank genome assembly
AUGUCCUCUAAAUCUCCAUUUACAAUUUCAACCAAUAAAGAAAAAUCAAUGGUAGAUAAUUUAAAAGAAAUUUUAAUAGAAUAUGAAGCCACCAUAAAACAAUUUUUUGCAUCUAUUGCGUCGUCAACUGCUGAAGGAAAAUCGCAGACUGAACAUACGCCGGUAAAAUUAAUGAAAAAUAUUGUUGAAUUAGAUAAAAAGAUGCAAAAAAGUCUUGAUCAAAUUGAAGAACAUCAGAAAGUUCAUAAUGAAAUAUUGCAAGUAGAAAAUGAACUUGAAUUAGAGAAUAGUGCAAUAUUGGAAUUGGUAAAUGCUUUGAAAGAAGGAAAAAAAGAAUUUGAGUCGAGUUUAGAAAAUGCUGAUACAACAAUUCAAGCAAUUAAUUUUGCCAAUAAAUUUACAGCAGAUGAAAUCUUAAAAUAUGCAGCCAAACUUAGUAAAUAUACAUCAGCACCAUCAAGUUUUAAUAACCAAAAUGCUAAUAUUCCACUUCAGCCCCCAUAUCCUGAUGAAACUCUUAUGCGUGCUGGAUUAUUAUUUAGACAAUAUGAUGAUGGUGAAAUCGAAGAAUUUGAUUCAAUGGAUGUUCAUAAAAACAUCAAUAAUAGUAAUAAUAACCCAAUGAUUGUCAACGAAACAACAGCAUCAUCAUAUUUACAAACUAAUCAAAUUGAACAACAAUAUAAUUUGGAUCUAAAUCCUGAUCUUGAAUAA